GGGUAAUUGAAGAAUGCGCUACCGUUGUGGUUUCUGGCGUAAUAGAAGACGUUUAAGUUCUGCUUUCGUAUGACGGUUUAUUCCCCCUCUUAUAUGGCUUUAAGCUGAGUAAAAAUGGCUUGUGUUAUAUAAAAUGCCACUAUUAUUAACCCUGUGAAUUAUUUUUACAUAUAAACCCGUCAGUAGAUUAUUGUAUCCCCAAUAUGAGUGAGAAGUUUGGAAAAAAGGAUAUUAUGUCUGUUAAGAAAACUAUUAUUUACACCACAGAAAGUCCAUUGACGUGCAUGGCAGUGAACCCUAAGGCAGAAAUGAUUGCAGUGGCUGGUAGAAAUCUGUUCCAAGUUUUCAGCGUCCAUGAAGAUAAAUUUGUUUCGUUACAUCGCGUUAAAACACCUUCACGUUUGGUUAUGUCUGAUGUCCCAAUACCAAAACCUGCUACGGAGUCUAGUGGAACAGAGUGUACUCCUAAUCCAACACCUGUACCUAUGACUUCUACAUUGGUUGAAUCAACACCAUCCCGGCAUAGUCCUGUUAUGCCGACAGCGAUCAAUCAACCGCGUUCUCACAGUGUAACUGAUGUAAGCUGGUCCAAUGUGAGUGAUAUCCUUGCCACAGCAUCUACUGGCGGGGAUGUCAUGCUCUGGGAUGUCGCUAGGGGUAUGACUCAAACUGUUUGUUUUUCUGGACACAGUCGUUCAAUCCACUGCAUUCAUUUCAAUCCAGCCAUCAGUACAGAACUGGUGACAGCUUCACAAGAUGGAAAACUAAAAUUGUUUGAUAUUCGUGACCCGAAUCCUAGUUCUUCAUGUAGAAUAUUUUUUCAACGAACUGCAUCACCCUCGCCCGUACGAGAUGUUGCAUUUUGUCCAAAACAAGGAUUCAUGGUUGCAGCUGCGCAGGAAAAUGGUGUAAUCAGUAUAUGGGAUACUCGGAAAGGUUCACGUCCUAUACGUGCUUUUCAAGGUCACUCUUGUUCAAUAACCACAUUAGACUGGCAUCCAAAUUGGAAUGCAGCGUCAUGUAACUGGUUGGCGACAGCUGGUGCUAGAGAUCAUCUAAUUAAAGUAUGGAAUCUAAAUAGUCCUAGUGGACAAAGUUCUGUUACUUGUCCCACUGUCUUAUAUACUGUACGUACUACAAAUGUAAAUCGAGUAAGAUGGAGACCUACUUUUAUGACACAACUUGUAUCCAGCUGUAGUCUUACAAUCGAUUUAAGCGUACAUGUAUGGGAUUUACAACGACCAUUUAUUCCGUAUGCAUCAUUUGAAGAGCAUAAAGAUCUUGUAACAGGUAUAUCUUGGUGUCCUGCUGAAACUAAUAAUUUUUAUACUGUUGGUCGUGAUGGUUUACUUAUACGUCAUAGUAUUAGAGAUGGAAUUAGACCAGCAGAGAAUGCAUCCCCUGUAGCCUUAUCAAUUAGUCCAUAUGGACAUAUAUUACAUGCUGUUAGUAAAGAUCGUGUUGAAAUUAGUAAAAAGUUGUCUGUAGUUGAAGAGAAAAGCAGUGUCACUUAUCCUCCAAUCCACAGCAGUAUGAAGAAUCCUAAUCAAAUGACUAAUCCUGGUCGUCGUUCCAGUUUGAAUAUAUUUCCACCAGGUUAUUAUGCUUCUUCGAAUUCCACGUCUACUCCAGCGGCCACUUCCACUCCUACUACUACUACUACCACUACCUCCACUACAGGUAAUGGUACUUUAACCGGUACAAAUCCUGAACUUCCAGCAGUACCAGUCACCUCUGCUAAUACUGAUAAAGUAUUAAGUAGCUUAUCGGAGCCAACAGCAGCAUUAACAACAACGACAACAGCAACAACAGCUCAAACUGGUACCACUACAACAGCCUCCUCAGAUCAACCUGUUAGUAGUAAUAACAGUACUGCUAGUAGUGCUACAAAUAAUAACAUGACCAACAUCUCUACACUUCCUACGGUUACUACAUCUGUUACUGUACAUCAGACUAGUACAACUGUGAAUGAGUGUACAGUUACAACACCCGCAACAAAUAAGCUACCUAAGUACAUAUCUAACCUACCUCCAAUGGGAUCAUUGAAAUCAGCAAAAUUAUUUGUUUCACAAGCACACAGUCUUAUGUUCCAUUAUGAACCGUGUUUAGAGGCAAUUUGUCAACCUGACUUAACUGGUUUCAGCAAUGCUCUACUACCGGAUUUAAUUAUUGCACUGGCAAGAAAUUAUAAAUUCAUUGGGACAGGUGUUGAUGCAAUAUGCAAGCAUAAUGCUGCUGUUUGUUUAAGAUUUGGUCAACCAUUUUUAGUUCAAUUCUGGAUGCUAUUACGUUCAGUCUAUGGCAGUUCUGGUACUGAUUCUCUUAAACGUACAUCUCAACAGCAUGCAUCACAACUUCAAUUACAAAAACAAUCACAACAAAUGGUGAAUAUUUACAAUCGACCAGACUUUGACUAUCAACAGCAUAACAAAACUGUUCAGUCAUCAUUCACUAAUGAGAAAAUCGCUUCAUCUGGUUUUGGUGCUGACUCAUCAUUUGUGCAUAAUCAAAAUGCUAAAAUGACUGUGAAGCAUUUUCAACAGCCUGGCCUUGAAAAACGUAAACAGUGUGAUGCGAAUUCAAAUAAUAAUAAUAAUGAUAAUAAUAAAAAUUCAACAGGAGUUCGAUUAUCAUCUAUUUUAGAGUCGUUAGGUUUUCGAGAUCCCGAUGGAAGACAAAAUGAAAAGUUAACAUCUAAAAUUAAAUUAGAUUAUAGAAGACAUUCAUCCGGAAAUGUUAAAACACGUCAUCUGCUGUCUAAACAACUGAUUGACAUUCCACCAGUUACACAAAGAUUUCUAUCGUAUUCUGGAACAGCAGGUGGAGUCGGAGGUGGUGGUAAUAUUCCACCAGCUGUAUUCUCUGCUAUAUCAUCUUCAACUAAUCCCUGCAAUGAAAUCUGUCUACCGAAUUCCAAUAAUGAAUUAAUUCUGCGUACAAGUCAACCUAUUCCUGUUAAUAUUAACUACAAUUGUUUACAUAAAUCAUUAGCAGCAGCAGCAUAUGAUAAUGAUGAUCAGCAUACCUCGUCGAUCCCGUCAUCAGGAUCACCGCCACUUAUACAACCACCACAGUCUAUUUUAAGAAAUCUUGAUCAGGAUAUGUCACCACCUAAUGGAUUAUUAUUUAGUAAUUAUCGUGAAGAUAUUGACUACUUAUUUCACACUACAAAUCACCACCAGCAACAGCACCACCAGUCAGCAACUGUCCAGUCAUUUGAAAAUGAUUCAUGCAAAGGAAGACCAAAGCAGUUGGAUCUUAUUGAAGUGAUUGGUUCACGUGAUGAUCCUGUGAUCAUGAACACAGAAUAUUUACCUGAUGAAGCUUUUCCUACAAUUGCACAUCCCUUACAAGAACAUAAUCAAUCACCAAAUCAAAAAGAAGAAUCCUGCCAUGGUCAUAAUCAACAGAAGCAUCAAAAAGUGAAACAACGCAAAACAGUUGGACGUAGUUCCGCCGGUGAUAUUCGUCAUACUACUACCACUACUGCUAAUACUACUCCAAAUAAAAGCAGUGGCAAUAAUAACUUUAAUGUUGUCUCCUGUUCUACAGAAACAUCAGUGUCGAAAAGGAAUGAAGCAUCUUCAAAACCACAAAGGAAAUCAAUGGAUUGUACUAAAAUUCUUACUUCUAAAUGUCGUGAACUGUCGUUAGUCGAGUGGGAGAAUAGACAGAUUCUACCAUCAUCAAGUUUUCCUGGAUUACCAUUCACUAUUUCACCAAUGAAAGAAGUGAAAACUAUUCCCCAGGAUCAACCAAUCAUUAAUCCCGAUCCUUCUAGUGAUCAAAGGAAAAAAGUUGAAGAAGGAUUUCAAGCCAGCAAAAAGCAUUCCAAUGAGACAUUAGUUAAAAAUGAUAAUGAUGAGGAUCAUGAGGAUGAGGAUGGUGACGAUGAUGAUGAUGAUGAUAAUACGCCUAAGAAUCAUGUGUCAAAUUCAUCUGCAUCAGAAUCACCUUCUUCUUCCUCUUUGACUAAACAAAAAUCCCCAUUGGGUAAUUCUAAAAAACAAGUACAACUAUUAGCACCAUGGCAUCAUAGUAUGUCAUUGUCUGGUUUAGAUAAAGAAUCACUUGCACUGCUGAAUGGGCAUACAAUCAAUCCAAUUGGAUCUUUAUAUCCUAUAAACAGUGAAAUUAAUACAAUAAUUGGUAAAUGGUUCAAGCAAUUGAUUGAAUCUGGUCAUGUUCAAACUGUGUGCACAGCAUUAUUGGCCUUAGGUCCGGAACGUUUACGUGUUAGUGAAUGGGUUAGUGAAGCUCAAUUAGAACAUUGGUUUAUUUCAUAUAUAGAAUUAUUAACCCGUUUUCGACUAUGGACGGUAUGUGCACGUAUAAUGAAACAGUGUGGUAAUCCUUUUGCCGGUGCUGAUAAUCAACUGUAUUUACGGGAGUACCGUCGAAGUAUUAAUUUACAAUAUGUUAUUAGACCGAUUGUCAUGAAACCUACAGAAUCUGAAUCUAAAAAUGCUACAAAUACUGGAGAAACUCGAUCCGAUGGAAAUACACGUACUCGAUGGAAAAGUGGUGGCCUGACAAGUAUCGAUAAUCAGUUUGCUUCACGCAACAUGUCUCCCGCUUUAGCACCAGGUGUAGCCGCUUUGAAUCAAGCUUCAACCACUCUGUCGAUACGUUGUGGUCUCUGUACAAAACCAUUAUGUGCAAGCGAAUCAACUCAACGAUUAACUGGACAUACUGGUUGGGCAUGUUCACGACAUGCAACAUCAUGUGAUCCAGCGACAAUAACUUGUGCCUUAUGUCAUUUAGUUGUUCGAGGUUUAUUUGUCUGGUGUAGAGGAUGUAGUCAUGGUGGACACUUAGAUCAUAUGCAGGCUUGGCUGAUGAGGCGAUCUGAAUGCCCAGCUGGAUGUGGUCAUCGUUGUAGAUAUAGUUAAAUAAAUAUCUAUUGAUACUCACUUUCGCGUUACUACUGUUGUAAAUCAUUACGUCGACUGUAAUUAACAUUUCUUUUUAUUUGAUUAUCUCAUAUAUAUACAUAUAUUUAUUUUUUACGAACUGAAAUGCUUUUCUGGCUUUGUUAUUUUUUAAUAAUUCCGUCUGUCUUUCUCUCUCCGCCCUGCUUAACUUAUCCAAUCCUGCAAUGAAGUAUCACUAAUAAAAAAUAUAUAUAUAAGUUGGUUUAUUUCUUCCGGAAACAGGUUUUCUUUAUGACUUUCAUUCACACUGCAAUUUUUUCUUGUAACAAACGUGGGUACACUAC
Trichobilharzia szidati is the source of this 5218-nucleotide messenger RNA. The record is from the annotation of a GenBank genome assembly. Lineage: Eukaryota; Metazoa; Platyhelminthes; Trematoda; Strigeidida; Schistosomatidae.